Messenger RNA from Sinocyclocheilus grahami, 2209 nucleotides. RefSeq names its product tripartite motif-containing protein 16-like. NCBI's taxonomy places the organism in Eukaryota, Metazoa, Chordata, Actinopteri, Cypriniformes, Cyprinidae. The transcript is spliced from 7 exons. Bases 69 to 1787 code for a protein of 572 amino acids. The record is from RefSeq and is a predicted model, not a curated record. Gene Ontology annotation, molecular function: protein binding; zinc ion binding.
UAGACUCACUUUUCCUGUAUCGCACACGAGCACACAUUUCCUUCUGUGAAAUCUUUGGGGAUUUAACCAUGUCGCUUGACCAGGACCUCUGUUACCUCUGCAAGGAAGAUCUCAGGGAGCCUGUCUCCAUCCCAUGCGGUCACAUUUUCUGCUCUGUCUGUAUCAAGACCUAUUGGGAUCAUGCAGACCACACUGGACAGUACAUGUGUCCCCAGUGCAGGGUCACCUACAACAAGAGGCCCAAUCCACGCCGCCUUCAGUCCUCACGCCAUUCAUCUUCAUCCCUCAGAAACUCAGACUCUUUCCCACCGGCCCCUCCGGCCCCUGACUACAACUAUGCGGGACCCCAGGAUGUGGGAUGUGACAUCUGCAUCGGGAAGAAGCUGAAAGCUGUCAAGUCUUGUCUGAUGUGUCUUGCUUCCUACUGCGAGAAGCACUUGAAGCCCCAUUACGAAUCAUCCACCUUCAAACGACAUAAGUUGGUCGAUGAGAUCGGACACCUUGACCGUCAGAUUUGCCCGCAGCACCAGAAAGGUCUGGAGCUUUAUUGCCGGACAGACCAGAUGUGUAUCUGCGUGUUGUGUACAGUGAAAGAGCAUAAGGGCCACGACAUGGUGUCUGCUGAACAGGAAAGGGCGGAAAUGCAGCAACGAUUGGGCGCCACCCAAGCUGAGAUUCAGGAAAAGAUCCAUGACAGAGUGAAGCAAAUGGAAGAGUUAAAACAGGCUGUGGAUGCACUCAAGAGUUCAGCACAACGGGCAUUGCAGGAGAGUGAAAAGCUGUUUGGUGACAUGCUUCAUUCCAUUGAAAGAAUGCAACAGGAAAUGAUCAAACUCAUCUCGACCAAUAAGAAGGCUGCACUUAACACUGCUGAAGGCCACAUGGAGCGUCUGGGCCAUGAAAUUGCUGACCUAAAGAGGAGAGACAAUGAGCUGACACAACUCUCUCGCACUGAGGACCAUAUUCAUUUCAUCCAGAGUUACCAUAUGCUGAUUGCCCAGACUGAUGCAGAGGAGCUGCCCUCUGUUACAGUGAACCCUUACUUCUCCUUUGGCACUGUUACCAAAACAGUCUCUGAGAUGAAACAACAUCUAAAUGAGUUCAGCAAUGAAGAGCUAGUCAAGGUGGCAAAGACAGUGAACAAAAUGCCAUUCUGCCAGCUAGAGGACCGUAAGAAGAGAAGGUCUAUGAAGUCUGAUGAUGUUGACAUGUACAAGAGUCCCAGCAACACUCCCCGGACAAGAGAUGAGUUCCUCCAGUAUGCCUGCCAGUUAACUCUGGACCCCAGCACAGCAUACAGACAGCUAUACCUCUCCCGAAACAACCGGAAAGCAGCACUAAAAAGAGACCCUCAGGCUUACAAUGACAGUAACCAGAGAUUUGAAUGCCUGCCCCAGGUCUUGUGUAAAGAGGCUCUUUCAGGAGGUGCCUACUACUGGGAGGUGGAGUGGAGCGGGGAGGGAGCCUCAAUUGGUGUCACUUUUAAAGGUAUCAAGAGAACAGGUUACGGAGACUCGGCUCGUAUUGGCUACAACCGCAAGUCCUGGAGUCUCUUCUGCUCUGACUCCAGCUACUCAGCUCGACACAAUAAAGACCAGGUUGAGAUUAACACACCCUACUCUUCCCGUAUCGGGGUGUUCCUGGACUGUGCAGGAGGCACUCUUUCAUUCUACACUGUGUCUGAGUCCAUGUCACUUAUUCAUCAGUUUAAAGCCUCUUUCAGUGAGCCGGUAUAUCCUGGCUUCUGGGUCUGGUAUGAGUCUGCUAUUACUAUUUCUCAGUUGUAAAUGGUUGAACCGGACAGGGGAUAUGAGGGCAUUACUACCAGCUUUUAAAAAAGUACUUUUUUUUUUUUUUUUUUUUUUUUUAAACGAAAGCCUGUUUCUGGUGAAGCUGAUUAUAGUUAGUGUAUUUAAACUAAAAGUUUUAAUCUAUUAUAUACCAAAAUAUGUUUAUAUAAUCUAUUUUUACAAAUUUACAAAAAUGUUAAAAACGUUACAAAGAAUUAUAUAAAAUAUUUAAAUAAAUCGUGUAGCUCAUUUUCCUAGAAUACGGACCUUACAAAAAGUCUAAUAUCUUUAAUGACAUGUUGUGUCCAUCUGUGUGAUUAUACUUGAUUAAUAUGAAGGUUAAUCAGGUGCAGAAAAAGCUUUUUACAGUAUAUCUUAAGUUUGAUUUAUGUGGGUAAUUUUGUCUGCAUGAUAACAUA